Molecule: messenger RNA, 999 nt
Organism: Penicillium olsonii
Lineage: Eukaryota; Fungi; Ascomycota; Eurotiomycetes; Eurotiales; Aspergillaceae
Source: the annotation of a GenBank genome assembly
AUGUUUGAUCGGUACGGACCCAGAAUUCUACUGGUCUGCGGAUGUCUUGGCAAUUUCCUCUGCUACAUAUUACUCGCAGAGUGCACGAAAUAUUGGCACUUCAUGCUCUGUCUUGGUAUCCUUGGUGGUAUAUCUUCCGCUGUCAUCACCACAGUCUCUGUCGCCGUGCUCAGUCAUUGGUUCAAUCGAAGACGCGCUCUGGCCUCUGGAAUAUGCAUGGGUGGCUCGUCGGCCGGCGGUGCCAUCAUUCCCUUGAUGCUUCGAACAUUGUUUGGGAAAUAUGGCUGGAGCUGGGCUAUUCGUGUGGUAGCUUUCACGGCUCUCGGCUGUUACGCGGUGGGCAUCUUACUUGUUAGAGGACGCUUACCAGCGGGCACUAAGAGCAGGGCGACCAUCGAUUUUGCAGCUUUCAAAUCCCCUCGUCUCUGUUUUCUCGCUGGGGCUGUGUUCUCUUUUGAAUUUAUCAUCUUCGGCUGCGCCGCUCUUCUCCCGUCUUACGUUCGAUACAGCGGGUUUUCGUUGGAUGUGCAGUUUUAUUCCCUUACUGUGUUGAACAGCAUGAGCCUCCUUGGCAGGGUCCUUCCAGGCUUUGCUGCAGACAUGGUCGGAAGAUUCAACAUUCUGUUGAUCCUAGUCGUGAUCACGGUGAUCAUUCUGGCUGGAGUCUGGUUGCCUUACGGAUCUCAUGACGAGGUCACGCUCUAUGUCGUUGUUGCAAUCUUCGGAUUCGGCUCUGGUGGGUGGCUCUCCCUGGCUCCAGUCUGUGCAGGGCAGCUCUGUGACACCAAAGACUAUGGCCGUUUUUAUGGCACCGUAUACAGUGUUGCUUCUUUCGGAGUGCUACUCACAGUGCCAAUUGGAGGCCAGUUGUUGCAGUCGACUACCCCACAGGUUCUCAUUGGAUUUUACUCUGCCGUAUUGCUCGUGGGAUUGUGCUGUGUUGCCUUGUCUCGCUGGGCCAUUCUGGACUGGAAAUGGAAAUGGAAAGUGAAGGUGUAA